AUGUUGGCUUCGUUGAACCUAGGGAAACCCCAUAGAAGAUCAAAUUCUACAUGGGUUUUCGUCUCUUGGCAUUUUAAAGAAUGGUUAGUGAUAAUAAAGGGGUUUUUGCUGAAUUCGUUUAUUUUUGUUUGUGUUGUUAGGAAGUGGAAGGAUAUUGUGGAAGAAUGGGUGAAGUUGAAUCAACCUGGGGAACACACAUCCUCUGCUUUAAUGGCUGAUGGAGACUCACCUCAGCAGAAAGUUACUCAAAAUGGUUAUCACCAGGUUCCUGAUUUUGCUUACUCUCCAAAUCCACACAGUGAAUGGGAUUUUGGAUCAGAUAAGAAUAAUUCAGAAUUCGAGCCAAAGCCGAAAGUUAUUCCUCAAAAAGAAGCUUUUCCUCCUAGAGCAACACCUUUUAGCUCAAUUGAAUGGGAGGUAGACAGAGAGAACAACAACAAAAAGAUGUUGACUCUGAAAAAACUGGCUUCAGCAAGAAAAAGGCUUCAAGAGAAUUACAAAGAAGCUGAAAAUGCCAAAAAGCAAAGAACGAUUCAAGUGAUGGACAUCCAUGAGAUCCCAAAACCCAAGAAUGCCUUCUUUGGAAAGAACAAAGGUGGUGGUGGUGGUAGUUCUCACGGGAGGCACUGGUGACUGAAUACGGCAAAUCAUACAUACUAAA
Messenger RNA from Quercus robur (English oak), 661 nucleotides. RefSeq names its product probable mediator of RNA polymerase II transcription subunit 26c. The record is from RefSeq and is a predicted model, not a curated record. The transcript is spliced from 8 exons. Lineage: Eukaryota; Viridiplantae; Streptophyta; Magnoliopsida; Fagales; Fagaceae. The coding region runs from base 1 to 633 and encodes 210 amino acids.